AUGCAGGUUUCACCAAAUAAUAACAAUCCAAUUGUUACCAAUAACCAGGUUCACAUCUUAGAAUACCGAGGAGCCCAGUUAGCGGCUUUCAAUGUGGAAGGUCGUGGUCUUCUAAUUUGUCUGCCUCAGGCAUUCGAAUUAUUUUUGAAACACUUUGUUGGUGGUCUUCACACCGUCUACACGAAGCUCAAGAGGUUGGACAUUCAACCAGUUGUUUGCAAUGUGGAACAGGUUCGAAUUCUACGUGGGCUGGGAGCGAUUCAGCCUGGCGUGAAUCGUUGCAAGCUUAUUGCUCCGAGGGAAUUCGACAUUCUUUAUGCCGAUUGUACGACUUCAAGGUGA
Messenger RNA from Rodentolepis nana, 342 nucleotides. NCBI's taxonomy places the organism in Eukaryota, Metazoa, Platyhelminthes, Cestoda, Cyclophyllidea, Hymenolepididae. The record is from the annotation of a GenBank genome assembly.